CGCACCGGUGGGGAUGCUCUAAGCCGACUACCGACGACACCUCCAACGGAGCAGUCACGACCAAGUUUGCUAGCCGAAGAAGUAACAUCUCCGGAACCCCAGCACCCGAUCAAGUACCGGCCCGACAUCGACAGGCUACGGACGCUCGCGGUGGUUUCCGUGGUCCUGUUCCACGCGUACCGGCACUCGGUCGAAGGCGGGUUUACAGGCGUCGACGUGUUCUUCCACCGCAUCUUCCCAGCGCUGCUGCUCGUGUUCACGCUUACGCUGGUCGUGGGCUGCGUGUGGCUGCUGGACAAGGCGGUCCAGUACGCCUACUUUUACUCGCACCGCAUCUUUCCAGCGCUGCUGGUCGUGGGCUGCGUGUGGCUGCUGGACAAGGCGGUCCAGUCCUUCACCCUCGUGGACGGGACGCCCUUUGUGGGCAACAUCCAGCUGCUGACCGUCCAACAGGGCUACUUUGAUGCCAGUGUCAAGGAGAAUCCGCUGCACCCGUGGUCCCUGGGGUUGGAGGAGUAG
This is a messenger RNA of Aphanomyces astaci, 519 nucleotides long. RefSeq lists its product as hypothetical. The annotation marks the transcript as partial. The record is from RefSeq and is a predicted model, not a curated record. The transcript has 2 exons. Lineage: Eukaryota; Oomycota; Saprolegniomycetes; Saprolegniales; Verrucalvaceae.